UUGAUAUUGUAUCUCGAACUGAGAAUUCUUAGUCGAUAGCACAACACUUGAGCAGUCGAACGCUGGAACCCUCCAAGUCACAAAUCAAAAGACAAAAGACAAGUAGAAGGAAUGUUAUUCCUGACAGUGUCGAAUAUGGUACAAAAUUAUCGGGUAUUUAUAGUUUUUAGUAGAAACAAAAUCAUCAUUAUAGUUAUCCAAUCCGCAGACAGGGAGUUAUCAGCAUUGUCCAAUAGGGAAGCUCCACGGAGCAAUUCUGGAAUAUUCUUCGAAAAGCUGAUUGGAUGGAACAUGUUGGGCUCCUUCUGGGCUUCCUAGAGGCCCCUCGACUUCACCUGUGGACCAUCCUCACAGUUGGUGACAAGACGAUCAGCUUGACUGAGAUCGUGAUGUCUGUCUGAGAUUAUUUUGUGAUUUUGGUUGUAGUUUCUUCAAUCUCUACUAAACUGUAUGAUGACACUUUCUCAUUCAGAAAUAGAUAUAUCAGUAAUCUGCCGACCAUGUUCUCAGUGCGCUUACCACGAUUGGAUUAUUGUAGACAACGUAUUGACAAUAAUGAUAUUGAAAUUAUUGAGCAAUAACAAAAAUGUUUUCGAAUGGGGUUGUGUAUGAGCACUGUUGGGGAGUCCCAUAUAUGGACAGAACAGUCGUCCGAUGCUUCGAGGUUACUUUCAACAAUGGUCUAGCUUACAUUGACACAUGAAUUCAACUCUGAAAAUAAAACGGUGUUAAGAAAAUGCAAACGCACCAUAAGUAUGUCUAUUAGGAAUAUAGGAUCACCGUAUGUUUAAGAUGGUGAUGACCCUAUUGAGACCGAUAUUUGACAUGAUGAGUGAAGAUUUGGAAUGAUUUUUGUACAAUGAUCUCCGGUGUCUUAACUUAAUAAACAACAGACUGUUCAGUCAGGAAGACGUGCGAUUUAAGAGACCUUUCCAGACAACUGCAAUCUCAGAAUGACUGAAUUACGAUUACUCAAUAACUAGUUCAACCUGAAGUGGCGAGUAUUGGACAAUUCACGGUUGCUCGCUUUCACUGAAUUCAUUACUUCCAUAGGUGUUAUAAAUUUUUUAAGUCACAUUCUCACUUAGUGCAACAUGCGAAAAUUGUAAGGAAAUGAAUAGUUCAUAGGUAUAAGUUUCAACCAUUUGUAGAAGUGCUUAAUUGGAGUGUCGCAAGUUGAACGAGAGACGAGAUUAUGACUGCUGAUUACUGUAGUUUUCGCAUACAUAAAUUCGAGAUUCGGAUUAUUAACAUUGUGAAAUGAAGGGAGAUCGCGUAUCUCAUGCAUGUCGGCAAAGUUCACCUAUCAAAGGAUAUUAUUUCGAUAAAGUAAAUGUGUUGAUUAUGUUUUGAUAAAACGAUGUUUGGUGAUAAUAUACACCUCAAUCGAAUUACACUUCAGUUAAUUGAUACUUAUUAACUCAUCAAUUUUUCUAUUUAGAUAAUAUGUUCACGGUGCUAACAAUAGUUUCGGGAGUAGCCAUCCUCACUCUAAACUGUGUGAUGUGUUUGGAUAAUGGAUUGGCUAGAACACCACCAAUGGGGUGGAACACAUGGCGACAUCUUGGAUGUCAAGUAAACUGCAACAACACUCAAAUCAACUGUCUUAAUGAAAAUGCAAUCAAGCGAACAGCUGAUAAACUGGUUUCGGAUGGUUGGCGAGAUCUGGGUUAUAAAUAUGUGAUAAUAGAUGAUUGUUGGAUAUCAAGACUGCGUGAUACGAAGACGGUUGCACUAUUGCCAGAUUCUUCGAGAUUUCCGAGCGGUAUGAAAAACCUUGCACAAUAUUUGCAUUCGAAAAAUCUACUGUUCGGAAUAACUAUUGAUUAUGGAACUGGAACAUGUGCAGGUUAUCCAGGUAGUUUGGACUUUCUCGAAUUGGAUGCAAAGACUCUGGCUGAAUGGGAAGUGGAUUACGUGAAGAUGAACUCGUGUAACAGUCCUGAUCACAUGAUGCCUGAUGGUUUCGAAAAGUUCUCACGACUACUCAAUGGAACUGGUAGACCAAUGAUGUUUUUGUGUACAUAUCCUUUAUAUGGUUCAUGGUAUGCAAAUCCUAAAUCGAUUGACUGGAAGAGACUACAGAACAACUGCAAUCUCAUUCGUUCUCUGCCCAACUCCUUUAAUUCUUGGGCAUCUGUAAUGGGUAUUAUAGAUGGAUACAAAGUUCGCAACGAUGUUUUACCGAAAGUGGCUGGUCCAGGACAAUGGAACGAUCCCGACAUGUUGGUCUUAGGAAACAACGGACUUUCCAAUGAUCAAAAGCGAGUCCAUAUGGGUAUGUGGUGUAUGUUCGCUGCUCCAUUAAUCAUCUCAACCGACAUGGACAAGGUGGAUCAAUUCAGUGCAUCUCUGUUACGCAAUAAACAUUUGUUGGCGAUAGAUCAGGAUGAAGGUGGACAUCAGGCGGAAUUCAUCAAAUCACGAAAUGAUGUACAGAUGUGGAUACGACAAUUAAAUGAUUGUCCAGUUGGUUGGGCAAUCGCUUGCGUCUACACAAGGAGUGAUGGAGGACCGAUCAACUUUACCACAAACCUGGAUGAAUUCAAAUCACAAAUGUACACGAUAUCAGGAGAUAAGUUCGAAUUAGUGGAUGUAUUCACUGGUGAUAAGUUCAAAGACGUGGGAUUGAAAGAGAACUUUACAAUUCCUAUCAAUCCAUCUGGAAUAAUGAUGUUUCGAGUGAAUCCACUCAAAUUGGUUUAUAGUGUUCAGUGAAUUGAUGAACCUUUCCCUUUCAUGGUUUCUUUUUAACGCAGUUCAUUUCAUUCUGAUGUGAUUUUAACUGGACAGUUAUUGUAUGCAUCAUUGCUGAAUAACUGUUCAUG
Messenger RNA from Schistosoma rodhaini, 2828 nucleotides. Lineage: Eukaryota; Metazoa; Platyhelminthes; Trematoda; Strigeidida; Schistosomatidae. The record is from the annotation of a GenBank genome assembly.